Messenger RNA from Hyaloscypha bicolor E, 1272 nucleotides. Its product is annotated as PCI-domain-containing protein. Gene Ontology annotation, cellular component: eukaryotic translation initiation factor 3 complex; cytoplasm. NCBI's taxonomy places the organism in Eukaryota, Fungi, Ascomycota, Leotiomycetes, Helotiales, Hyaloscyphaceae. The record is from RefSeq and is a predicted model, not a curated record. Gene Ontology annotation, molecular function: translation initiation factor activity. Gene Ontology annotation, biological process: cytoplasmic translational initiation. The transcript is spliced from 2 exons. Bases 1 to 1272 code for a protein of 423 amino acids.
AUGGCGCCUUCAACUCAGCAAGUAUUUAUCGACGGUACUUUUGCUGAUCUCGCCCAAGAGCUGGCCGAGUAUCUCAACAUCGGACCUGAGAUUCAACCCCUCCUCGAGGAGAACAAAAAAGAUGAUGCACUCAAGAGACUCGUAACCACAUCGACUGCGCUCAACUCCUCCCCCGAGAAAGAGUUCACUGCAGCAUAUAAUUUACUAGUUUACCUCGUCAUCCAGUCCCCAAGUGUCAAUAUUUUCCUUCCUCGAAUCUGCGAGAACCUCUCGAGACCGAUUUUAUCUUCCCCAGUCAACGGACCAGGUCUUGCUCUCAGCGUCCUUACAACUGUCUUCAAUCUCCUCCAACCCGACAACGAGGUCCGAUUCAAUGUCUUCCAGGCAAUUCUACGCCUCGUCAAGACUAGCGGCCUGUUCGAGAUGUUGCGACCACAGCUGAAGAAGUUGGACACCUGGCUGGUGGAAUGGGAUGUCGAUGAUGAGGAUCAACGCAAGCUCUUCGGACAGAUCGCAGAUGCUGCAGAGGAUGCCGGAGAAGAAGAACAAUCCUACCAAUACAUUCUCAAGGCCCUCCGUACAUUCGAUAAAGACGAAGUCUCCUCUACCGAAGCACAAAACCUCUCUAUACGCGCGCUAAAGAUCGCUCUCCUCUCCAGCACCCACUUCGACUUUCAUGAUCUUACCUCUCUUGCCACUGUUCAAGCCCUCAACCCGCCACAAGAGGUCUGGUGGGAACUGCUUGAAAUCUUCUCCGAGAAAGAACUUGAAGAUUACAAUGAUUUUCGGGACGAGCACGAAGGUUUCAUCGAGGAACAAGGCUUGAGCAACAGCAAGCUCCAUCGCAAGAUGAGAUUGUUGACCUUGGCAAGUGUCGCAGCGAGCACCAACAGCAGAGAGCUGGAGUACAAGCGCAUUGCGAAGGCCUUACAAAUUCCUUCUGAGGACGUGGAGAUGUGGGUUAUCGAUGUCAUCCGUGCUGGCUUAGUCGAAGGCAAGCUGUCGCAACAGAAACAGGUCUUCCUAGUUCACAGAACUACAUAUCGUGUUUUCGGCGACAAGCAAUGGCGUGAGGUCGCUACACGGUUAGAUCAGUGGAAGGAAAGUUUGAGGGCUGUGAAGGAGGUCAUCAGCCGGGAGAGACAAGCCGCGGAGACGCAGAAGGAGCGAGAGAUGCACGAGGUUGAGAGAAAGGUUGCUGGUGCCUCUGGAAUGGGUGCAGGUCGGAGAAUCGGCGGCAGGGAUAAUAUGGUCGAGAUGGGCACCGAUUGA